AUGUCCUCCAAACUUGCUCUUGAGAGUACUGUGAAGUUUCACACCGGGCGUGAGAUGCCCAGAUUGGGUUUCGGGUCGGGAGGACUGAAGGAUGAGGUAGGGGUAGAAGCUGUAGCUUAUGCGAUGAAGACGGGUUAUCUUAUGGUCGAUACCGCACAAAUGUAUGGGAACGAAGAAGAGGUGGGGCAAGGUAUCGCUCAAUCCGGCAUUCCACGAGAAAAGCAUUUCAUCUGCACCAAAUGGCAGCCACCUGUGGAAGGGUCAGACUUCAGACCUACCCCGGAGCAAGUCAGAGAUGAAGCCCGCAAAUCAGUAGCAAGGCUCGAUAAAAGUAGAUUUGAGAAGGAAUAUCUCGAUUUGAUGAUCAUUCACCAUCCCAGACCUGAUCCGGAGGGCAGAGUGAGUCACUGGAAGGGACUUGCAAUGGCACAGAAGGAGGGCUGGGUAAAGGAUAUAGGUGUAUCGAAUUUCAACAUUAAACAUCUCGAGGCUCUUCCAGAGCCUUUACCUGCUGUCAACCAGAUUGAGCUACACCCUUGGUGCCAACAACGUGAGGUGGUGGACUAUUGCAAGUCAAAAGGAAUCGUGCUUCAGGCCUUCUGUCCCUUAGUGAGGAUUAGAAAGGAUAAGUUCGAGGAUCCUGUUGUCGUCAAGAUAGCUGAGAAGCAUAACAAAGGUGUAGCCCACGUCCUGCUAAGGUGGAGUCUGCAGAAGGGCUUCGUCCCCAUCCCCAAAGCCUCAUCUCCUGCAAGGAUCGAUGCGAACAAAGACCUUUACGAUUUCGAGCUGGACGAACAGGAUAUGAAAGAAUUAGAUGGUUUAGAUCAAGGUGCUGCUGGCAGAGUCUCGGGCAUCGAUCCUGCUCAUUUGCCCGACUAG
Molecule: messenger RNA, 879 nt
Organism: Kwoniella botswanensis
Lineage: Eukaryota; Fungi; Basidiomycota; Tremellomycetes; Tremellales; Cryptococcaceae
Exons: 5
Coding region: 1-879 (292 amino acids)
Molecular function (GO): oxidoreductase activity
Source: RefSeq, a predicted model, not a curated record